AUGUACAGAGCACUUUUCCAAACAGGCAAACGCUCAACCAGCCGGUUGACGGCAGCAGCUUCUUCCCCACACGCCAAACACUUUUCCUCGCAAUCGCACCUCCUCACAAACUAUGGCUUUGUCGGCUUGGGCCAAAUGGGCCAGCACAUGGCCCGCCACAUUUACGAGCAACUCGCCCCCGAGGACUCGUUGUACGUCUACGACACCGUGCCCGAGGCCGCCGCCAACUUUUACCACACCGUGACCUCGCAAACCCCGCAGCACCAAGAGCAGCUCACGGUGUUGCCCGACUUGAAGUCGUUUAUCACGGGCGUCAAUGGCCAGUUGGACUUUAUCGUGACGAUGGUGCCCGAGGGCAAGCACGUCAAGGGCGUCGUUGAAGAAAUCGUCACUGCCUACGAGCAGAAUGGAUAUUCGCCAGAGUACAGGACCACCAUUAUCGACUCUUCCACGAUUGACAUCCCCACCUCGCAGGCGGUGCACCACUAUGUCAAGUCCACCUUGCCCCAGUUUGACUUUAUCGACGCGCCCGUCUCGGGCGGUGUCGCUGGUGCGAGAAAGGGCACCUUGUCGUUUAUGCUCUCGCGUGAAAACCACGAGGACAUCUCCCCCGACCUUGUGACCCUCCUCAACAAGAUGGGCAAGAAUAUUUUCCCGUGCGGCGUGAACCACGGCACGGGCCUCGCUGCGAAAUUGGCCAACAAUUAUCUCCUCGCCAUCACCAAUCUCGCUACUGCCGACUCGUUCCAGCUCGCUAAGGCGUUUGGGUUGAACUUGCAGAAUUACGCUAAGCUCGUAGCGGUAUCGACUGGUAAAUCGUGGGCCUCUGUAGAUAACUGCCCCAUUGAAGGUGUAUACCCCGAGAACAACUUGCCCGCGGACGUCAAGUUCAAAGGUGGCUUCAUCACCAAGUUGACGAGAAAGGAUGUGGUGUUGGCUACCGACUGCGCUAAGCAGCAGCACCGUUUCUUGUUCCUUGGCGACAUUGGCAGACACUGGUACGACAAGGCGUGCGAGAGACCCGAUGUGGCCGAGCGCGACUUGGGCGUGCUCUAUGAGUGGUUGGGCGACUUGGAGCAGAAGCCUAAUGGGGAUAUCGUUGAUGUCAAGAGGACCUCGGCUUAG
Messenger RNA from Lodderomyces beijingensis, 1125 nucleotides. The record is from the annotation of a GenBank genome assembly. NCBI's taxonomy places the organism in Eukaryota, Fungi, Ascomycota, Pichiomycetes, Serinales, Debaryomycetaceae.